Messenger RNA from Linum trigynum, 2442 nucleotides. Lineage: Eukaryota; Viridiplantae; Streptophyta; Magnoliopsida; Malpighiales; Linaceae. The record is from the annotation of a GenBank genome assembly.
AUGAGUGGGAAUGAGUUCCGCUUCUUCUUGUCGUAUGACAUCAAUCUCCCUGUCACAUUCCGAAUCGAGAGAUUGGAAGGAUCACUGCCUCCUGUCGAAGUCCCCGAUUCUGGAAUUGAUUCUACUGCGGAAGAGAGAAGAGCAGAGUUGUAUGUUGAGUGUGUAUUAUGUAUGGAUGGCGCUCCCUUUGGUCUUCCCAUGAGAACAAGGUUAGAGACCAAUGGAUCGGCUUACUGCUGGAAUGAACUCAUCACGUUGAGUACUAAAUAUAGAGACCUCAGUAGAUACUCACAGCUUGCUUUAACAGUUUGGGAUGUUUCCCAUGGAAAAAAUGAAGGCCUAAUUGGUGGGGCUACCAUUCCUCUUUUCAACAGUAAGUUGCAACUCAAAACAGGCAAGCAGAAGCUUAGGCUUUGGUUGGGCAAAGUAGCUGAUGGAUCAUUUCCAACAACUACUCCUGGAAAGGUCCCCAGGCAUGAGCGUGGAGAAUUGGAGCGUUUAGAAAAGCUUCUGAAUAAAUAUGAAAGGGGGCAGAUUCAACGUGUAGAUUGGCUUGAUCGGCUUACGUUUAAAGCUAUGGAGAAAAUCAAAGGCCGCGAGAGCUCUAAAACUGGGAGUUCACACCUGUACUUGGUUGUUGAUUUCUGUAGCUUUGAACAUAGAGUUGUUUUCCAGGAAUCAGGGGCAAAUUUUGUAUUACCAUCACCUAUUUCUUCAACAAAUGAACUUGUUAUUGUGUGGGACCCUGAAGUGGGUAAGAUAAAUCCUUCUGAGCACAAGCAACUGAAGCUAGCAAGGAGCUUAACCCGAGGCAUCAUUGACAAGGAUUUGAAGCCAAGCAACAAUGAGAGAAAGUCAAUACAAAGAAUUUUGAAAUACCCACCAACACGAUCUUUGAGUGGAGAUGAGAGACAGCUCUUGUGGAAAUUUCGCUUCUCGUUGAUGACUGAGAAGAGGGCACUCACAAAGUUUCUCCGAUGUGUGGAGUGGAGUGAUGUUCAGGAAGCAAAACAAGCACUAGAGUUGAUGGGCAAGUGGGAAACAAUUGAUGUCUCUGAUGCACUUGAGCUUCUAUCUCCCCUUUUUGAAAGUGAAGAGGUUCGUGCAUAUGCUGUCAGUGUUCUGGAGAGAGCUGAUGAUGAAGAGCUCCAAUGUUACUUGCUUAAACUAGUUCAGGCUCUUAGAUUUGAACGAACAGACAAAUCUCGGCUUUCUCAGUUCCUAGUGCAACGCUCAUUAAACAACAUUGAGUUGGCUAGCUUUCUCCGAUGGUAUGUUGCUGUCGAGUUUUAUGAUCACGGUUAUACCAAACGCUUCUAUUGUACUCAUGAGCUACUGGAAGAGAAUAUGAUGAAGUUGCAAGCUGGUCCAGAUGGAGAAGAUGGAUUCAAGUUGUGGCAAAGUUUGGUGCGGCAGACAGAAUUGACAGCACAGUUGUGUUCUAUAAUGAGAGAUGUCAGAAAUGUGCGAGGAAAUACUCAAAAGAAAAUUGAAAAGCUUAGGCAGCUUCUAUCUGGACUUCUUAGUGAACUCACUUAUUUUGAGGAGCCCAUACGAUCUCCACUUGCUCCAUCUCUCCUUAUUACCGGCAUUGUGCCUUCAGAGUCAUCAAUAUUCAAAAGUGCACUGCACCCUUUACGCCUGACUUUCAGAACACAGACUGGUGGAACUUCUAAGAUCAUAUUUAAGAAGGGCGACGAUAUUCGACAAGACCAAUUGGUCGUUCAAAUGGUAUCUCUAAUGGAUCGCUUGCUAAAGUUGGAAAAUCUUGAUCUGCACUUGACUCCAUAUAAAGUCCUUGCUACUGGACAAGAUGAAGGCAUGCUUGAAUUCAUCCCAUCACGGUCUUUGGCUCAGAUACUCUCAGAGCAUCGUAGUAUUACAAGCUAUUUGCAGAAGUUUCACCCUGAUGAUCGUGGCCCCUUUGGUAUUACUGCCACUUGCCUGGAGACGUUUAUCAAAAGCUGUGCUGGCUAUUCGGUCAUCACGUAUAUUUUGGGCAUUGGAGACAGGCACUUGGACAACCUUUUGCUUAGAGAUGAUGGGCGUAUGUUCCAUGUUGACUUUGGUUUUAUUCUCGGCCGAGACCCCAAGCCAUUUCCACCACCAAUGAAGCUGUGCAAAGAAAUGGUAGAGGCGAUGGGUGGUGCAGAAAGUCAAUACUACACCCGGUUCAAAUCUUACUGCUGUGAAGCAUACAACAUCCUCCGGAAAUCAAGCAACCUGAUUCUGAACCUUUUCCAUCUGAUGGCGGGUUCCAACAUCCCAGACAUAGCUUCUGACCCGGAGAAGGGCAUACUCAAGCUCCAGGAGAAGUUCCGGCUAGACUUGGACGAUGAAGCUGCCAUCCAUUUUUUCCAGGAUCUUAUCAACGAGAGUGUCAGCGCUUUGUUUCCUCAAAUGGUUGAGACCAUUCACAGGUGGGCUCAGUACUGGCGCUAA